Molecule: messenger RNA, 2616 nt
Organism: Anarrhichthys ocellatus (wolf-eel)
Lineage: Eukaryota; Metazoa; Chordata; Actinopteri; Perciformes; Anarhichadidae
Product: protein tyrosine phosphatase domain-containing protein 1
Exons: 13
Coding region: 35-1909 (624 amino acids)
Biological process (GO): cilium assembly; protein dephosphorylation
Molecular function (GO): protein tyrosine phosphatase activity
Source: RefSeq, a predicted model, not a curated record
UUUACAGCUUCACUGUCCAACACAAUCAAAAGGGAUGCUGCCGGCCUUGAUACCAGUACCACAGCCUUCCUACUCCCAGGCCAGGGAGAACCUAGUGAAGGCUAUCCCACCAAAGCUCCUCUGUCUGCUGGCCUGUGGAGGAAUAGACUGCCGCUACGAAGGACCAGAGUGUUGGAAAUUAAACCAACAGGCCAUUCGAGGCCUUUUCUCCUCCUGGCUGACAGAUGACAUUAUUGCCAUGGCACGACCAUCCAAUAAUCUAAUAGAGAAGUACAACAUCAUUGAACAAUUUCGAAGGUUGAACAUCAGAUCAAUCAUCAACAUGCAGCUCCCUGGAGAGCAUGCUCACUGUGGACCCCCCCUAGAGCCUGGAAGUGGUUUCACAUACUCUCCACAGAUCUUCAUGGACAAUGACAUUUACUUUUACAACUUCGGGAUGCAAGAUUUCGGUGUGUCCUCCCUCGUCGGUAUUAUCGACGGGGUGAAGGUUUUGGCCUUUGCAGUGAGGGAAGGAAGGGUGGCUGUGCACUGCCACGCAGGCCUGGGCAGGACAGGUGUCCUGAUAGCCUGUUACCUGAUUUACACCCUGCGCAUCAGCCCGAGUGAGGCCGUGCACUACGUAAGGAUUAAAAGGCCAUGCUCUAUCCAAACCCGGGCGCAGCUCAGCCAGGUGUUUGACUUUGCUCGCCUGCUUGGCACACAGCUGGUCCAGUACCCAGACCUCAGCAUGCGGCAUAGAGUCCCUUUCACCCUGCAGCAUUACCUAAACCGACAGGCAAUAAUGCUGCAUGGCCAGGAGGCACGCACCCUCAGACAUACACCCAAGGUGGUGUAUCUCCUGUGUGUGCAUCUCUCCUGCUUAGCCCUGGGGCUCCCUGCUCCUCCAGAGAUCCAGGCUGAGCUAGAGAAGAGGUCAGUACUGAGGACCUUGAACAGGACUGUGAGGGAGACCCUGGUGUCCAAACAGUACUUGCCCUUACUGAGGGAGGGUCACAGGGGGGCGUGGCUGAGCUCAGGGUCGGUGUCCUCCUGGGACGAGCCACUGGGAUUCUUGGAGAGGAAGAGAGAGGUGCUGUUGCACAAACGCAGCUACAGUGACUCUGACCUCAGCAAGAUCGCAGAUCUGGAGUUGAGUCCAUACUGCACCCCAGCACUUGGAAAUGAGAGGCAGUGGUGUGUACAGAAUUUGAUACGAUCUGAUCUGAGACCCGGUAGUCCAAUGCUUGCCCCACUUUCACCAGGCCACCAGACCACCAAAAGGGCAUCUCAUACACUCAACAUCCCCAUAUCUAGCAUGACAACAAACAAUAACUGUGCUAAGAGGUCAAGGUGCCCAGCGAAAAAGGCACUUCCCAAAUACAGCUCUAACAGUGAGUUUGGCAGAAAUCCACAUUAUCCUGGCCCAACCUCAGUCGCCCGUGCUGUUGCUAAGGCAAUGGCAGACCAUGGUCCUCGAGGAGAAACCAUACUGCAAAGAUCGGCUCUGCUGCAGGAGGAACUGAACAGCAGUGACUGUGGCUGGGCUCUGCUGGUCACCGAAUCAGAUCCUCAGGUCCUCAGUUGUCUGUUGUGGACCUGGCUGGACAAGUUGAGGGAGCCUGUUCUGAGUGCAGAGGAUGUAGAGCGUUUGAGUUGUGGAGCAAACAACAGGACGUCUCUCAGUGUGCUCAAGAAGUCACAAAGACACACCAUCUAUUGUCUACUGAGCUGUGUGAGCACAGUGACCAGCUUGUGUCCACACAGAGAGGAUGCAGUGCUGCAACGAUUGGGGCGAGCACUUACAAGGCACCCCCAGGAGGAAAUGGGAAGCCUUGCAACCUUGAUUAAGGUCCUGAAGGCGAGUUUGAGAGAAACCUUUCACAACUGCACAUACCUCAGGAGGGCCUGCAGCACCAAUGCUACACUUUGAAGAGUCUAUAUCUAAAAAACAAAAACUAACAGAGCAGUUUUAUUUAAAAAGUUAUUUCAUCUUCGGCACCUGAUUGUGGGCAAUUUGUUUUACAUUUAUAGUGUUAGAUCCGGGAGUUAAGCCUCGAUACAGGACUAUAAAAUAAACCAGCUCUCCGUUUAAAGGGUCAGGGUCACCAAGCCUGUCGGGGUUUUAACCACCUGGGAUACCCGGUGAUCUGUUUAAGCUGGUGGUAGAGGGAACUCGCCUGGCUUACUCACUGCCGUCCCUCCUGACGUCUACCCUGCUUCCUCUGGCAGCUGCACACGGCAGAGAGGCCCUCUUGGCCAAAUGCAGCUAUCAGUCACGUCAGUUAAUGGCAGCUUUUCUCUGAUGGAUCUAGGCUCUUGGUAAGGUGCCAGAAUAGGUUUUGAUAGCUAUAUGAUUAAGCUAUGAGGGUUUGUUAUGCGGACUAAGAACUAUAAUAACCAUUCAGAACUCCAUCGCCACGCCAUGAGUACUCUUUACUACUUUACGAAUAAAGUCUCAGGACUACUUGCUUUAAAUGCAGUUUUAGAUAUUUAUUCUUCAGAUUCAGGGUCCUGGUAUUGUGCAUGCUCACUGUUACAUUGUCAUGGCUUCCUGGGACACUUGAAUAGAAACAGAGCCAUGGUUAAUGUUAUUAGCAUGUUAUUAGCAACACCUUUGGGCUCCUGUGCUUUUCCUAC